UUCAAAGUUCCCAGCACACUAAACUUUCAGCAAGCUUGCACUACAUGUGUCCCACCGCCUUGCUCUAAGUCCCUUAAGGGUGGGGCCGCUGUAUCUCCCACGUGGACUUGGGCAUGCUACCUCUUGUUCAUAGGUGCUCAAAGAAAGCCAGCGAUCGCACCUGACUGGCAGAGCAAAAAGUACAGUACAGCAGGUCCUCGAAUCGCAUUUUUUCGUUCAGUGUCAUUUUGUAUAACUUGAUGAGAAAAAAUAAUAAUUUCCUACCGGGGCUACUGUUUGUGUGGACCUUGCCCCUUCUCCCCACGUCUGCAUGGGUUUUCACCAGGUACCCCAGGGUACUGCCUCCCACAUCUCAGUGCAGGCUGGAUGAAUUGGCCUUGUCUGUGUUUCCUGUCUGAGUGUGAGUGUGAGUGCUCCCUGCGAUGGAAUGUCGUCGUGUCCAAGGGUUGGUUCCCACCUUGCACCCUGAGCUGAGGGGAUAGGCUUCAGCCACCCUCGACCCUGAACUGGAAUAAUUAGGUACUGCUUAGGAUGAAUAUGAUUUGGAGAAAUUCCAUUUCUUGUCUAAGGCUAGGAAAGGUGCCACACAGAUACCAAAGUGGUUACCACCCAGUGGCCCCUCUGGGAUCAAGGAUUUUAACUGACCCAGCCAAAGUUUUUGAACACAACAUGUGGGAUCACGUGCAGUGGUCUAAGGAAGAAGAAGCAGCAGCCAGAAAAAAAGUAAAGGAAAACUCAGCUGUGCGAGUCCUUCUGGAAGAGCAAGUUAAGUAUGAGAGAGAAGCUAGUAAAUACUGGGACACAUUUUACAAGAUUCAUAAGAAUAAGUUUUUCAAGGAUCGUAAUUGGCUGUUGAGGGAAUUUCCUGAAAUUCUUCCAGUUGAUCAAAAACCUGAAGAGAAGGCGAGAGAAUCAUCAUGGGAUCAUGUAAAAACUAGUGCUACAAAUUGUUUCUCAAGAAUGCACUGUCCUACUGUGCCUGAUGAAAAAAAUCAUUAUGAGAAAAGUUCUGGUUCUUCAGAAGGUCAAAGCAAAACAGAAUCUGAUUUUUCCAACCUAGACUCUGAAAAACACAAAAAAGGACCUAUGGAGACUGGAUUGUUUCCUGGUAGCAAUGCCACUUUCAGGAUACUAGAGGUUGGUUGUGGAGCUGGAAAUAGUGUGUUUCCAAUUUUGAACACUUUGCAGAACUCUCCGGAGUCCUUUCUGUAUUGUUGUGAUUUUGCUUCUGGAGCUGUGGAGCUCGUAAAGUCACACUCGUCCUACAGAGCAACCCAGUGUUUUGCCUUUGUUCAUGAUGUAUGUGAUGAUGGCUUACCUUACCCUUUUCCAGAUGGGAUCCUGGAUGUCAUUCUCCUUGUCUUUGUGCUCUCUUCUAUUCAUCCUGACAGGAUGCAAGGUGUUAUAAACCGACUGUCCAAGUUGCUGAAACCUGGGGGAAUGCUGUUAUUUCGAGACUAUGGAAGAUAUGAUAAGACUCAGCUUCGUUUUAAAAAGGGACAUUGUUUAUCUGAAAAUUUUUAUGUUCGAGGAGAUGGUACCAGAGCAUAUUUCUUUACAAAAGGGGAAGUCCACAGUAUGUUCUGCAAAGCCAGUUUAGAUGAAAAGCAAAAUCUGGUUGAUCGCCGCUUACAAGUUAAUAGGAAAAAACAAGUGAAAAUGCACCGAGUGUGGAUUCAAGGCAAAUUCCAGAAACCAUUGCACCAGACUCAGAAUAGCUCCAAUAUGGUAUCUACACUCCUUUCACAAGACUGAAUUUUGUAACAUGUUAAGGUACAAAGCCAGAGGACUGUGCUAUUCAAGGACUACUGUAAGUCUAUCGUUUCUCAAAAGACAAUGAGAAAAAAAGAAGAGAAUUUGUAUUUCCUGCCGUUUUGUCAUAGGUGAGCUCCUUUGUGCGUUUUAAGCACGUGUAAGUGGUUCGGCACAGUGUGCCUUUUUCUGUGCUUUGAAAACUUGAUGUGCCCAAGCUUGUUUGAAUUUAUUACAUCUAACCAUUUUGCUUGUUCCUUGAUUUUUAUAAGCAUUCAAUUAAGUUAGUAUUAUGUCAAGUAAUUUUGAGAAAAUGUAACUUGACAUUUUUUGCAAGUAAAAAAAAUUGUUUAUUUGUUUAGGCUUAGUAAACCAGUUCCCAAACACAGUCAGACUCUUCCCAUUGUCAUCUGAUUGCAGAGAGAAAGCACACCUUAUUUCCAGGGAAAGCUACAACAAGCCCAAGGUCAAAGUGUAUUAUUUUUUGUCUUGUUGUUGUCUAUUUUCUCCCAAUUUUUUUUUGAAAUUCAGAGGCUCAUAUCUGAAAUAGAAUUUUAGUUCCUCUUUCCUUUCCUAAAAUUGGGGAAGUACAGCCCAUGCUGACAUUAUUUUCAGGCUAUUCUUAGAUAUACAAGUUGUUAGGCCAGGUGCAAUGGCUCGCACCUGUAAUCCCAGCACUUUGGGAGGCUGAGGCAGGCAGAUCGCUUGAGCUCAGGAGUUCAAAACCAGCCUGGACAACAUGGCAAAACCCUGUCUCUCCCAAGAAUACAAAAAUUAGCCAGGCAUGGUGGCACAUACCUGUGGUCCCAGCUACUCAGGAGACUGAGGUGGGAGGAUCGCUUGAGCCUGGGAGGCGGAGGUUGCAGUGAGCUGAGAUUGUACCACUGCGCUCCAAACUGGGUGACACGGUGAGACCUUGUCUCCAAAAAAAAAAAAAAAAAAAAAAGGUAUGUAAGCUGACAAGCUCUUGUAUCAAGGGCUUUUGAACCACAGCAACUUCAUCUUGAAUAGGGACUGUGUAAAAUGAGGCUGAGACCUACUAGGCUGCAAUCCCAGGAGGUUAAGGCAUUCUUAGUUACAGGAUGAGAUAGGAAGUCAGUACAAGAUACAGGUCCUACAGACCUUGCUGAUAAAACAGGUUGCAGUGAAGAAGCCGGCCAAAUGCCACCAAAACCAAGAUGGCAAUGAGAGUGUCCUCUGGCUGUCCUCACUGCUACACUCCCACCAGUGCCAUGAUAGUUUACAAAUGCCAUGGCAACAUCAGGAAGUUACCUAUAUGGUCUACAAAGGGGAGGCCUGAAUAAUCCACCCCUUGUGUAGCAUAUAAUCAAGAAAUAACCAUAAAAAUGGGCAACCAGUAGCCCUUGGGGCUGCUCUGCCUAUGGAGUAGCCAUUCUUUAUGUUUUCCUUUUUUUUUUUUUUUUUUUGAGAUGGAGUCUUGCUCUGGCACCCAGGCUGGAGUGCAGUGGCAUGAUCUCAGCUCACUGCCAGCUCCACCUCCCGGGUUCACGCCAUUCUCUUGCUUCAGCCUCCUGAGUAGCUGGGACUACAAGCACCCGCCACCACGCCCAGCUAAUUUUUUUUAUUUUUUUUUAUUUUUAGUAGAGACGGGGUUUCACCAUGUUAGCCAGGAUGGUCUCAAUCUCCUGACCUUGUGAUCCGCCCGCCUCGGCCUCCCAAAGUGCUGGGAUUACAGGUGUGAGCCACCGCGCCCAGCCUAUUCUUUACUUAAACUUGUUUUCACUUUGCUGUAUGGACUCAAUUCUUUCUUGCACAAGAUCCAAGAAUCCUCUCUUGGCAUCUGGAUCCAGACCCUUUCUGGUAUCAGUGGUAAGCUCUGUUUAAGACAACUGUCAUACCCAAGAAAAUUCUUAAAUUUGUGGCAGUUAAAAAUGUAUUUAUCCCCUUGAGGGCCGGGCGCAGUCGCUCAAGCCCGUAAUCCCAGCACUUUGGGAGGCCGAGGAGGCGGAUCAUGAGGUCAGGAGUUCGAGACCAGCCUGACCAACACUGUGAAACCCCGUCUCUACUAAAAAUACAAAAAAAAUUAGCCAGGCGUGGUGGUGGGCACCUGUAAUCACAGCCACUCGGGAGGCUGAGGCAGGAGAAUCACUUGAACCCGGGAGGCAGAGGUUGCAGUGAGCCGAGAUGACACCACUGCCCUCCAGCCUGGGUGACAGUUGUUAGACUCCGUAUCAAAAAAAAAAAAUUUAUUUACUCCCUUGCUUCAAAAAGGACAUAAGUUGGCUUGCAAAUCACAUUUUGUAGAAAUGAAGUUUUUAAGAUUAGUCUCAUACUCAUUACAUAGUAUUUAUUGACUACUUACAUAUUGAGUGCUAAAUUCAGUGGAAUAAUACGAACAAUAAAGACCCAGCCUUGUUUAUGCUCUUCAGGGAGCAUAAAUAGAGUACAGCUGGCAAAACAAAAUGUGCAUAUCCCAAACCUGUAAAUCAUGAUCUAAGACAAUAUACAAACACUCAAAUAGGGAACUUACCAGCUAGCAGACUUUGAUUAUGAACCACAGAACCUAGAAUAAAUAAAUACUCUCUUGAAAGAACCAUCAUUGGAAUAA
Messenger RNA from Gorilla gorilla gorilla (western lowland gorilla), 4321 nucleotides. RefSeq names its product methyltransferase 8, tRNA N3-cytidine (gene METTL8). Gene Ontology annotation, molecular function: tRNA (cytidine-N3)-methyltransferase activity. The record is from RefSeq and is a predicted model, not a curated record. The coding region runs from base 532 to 1755 and encodes 407 amino acids. The transcript has 10 exons. Lineage: Eukaryota; Metazoa; Chordata; Mammalia; Primates; Hominidae.